Messenger RNA from Drosophila yakuba, 2020 nucleotides. RefSeq lists its product as uncharacterized. The transcript is spliced from 3 exons. Bases 1312 to 1902 code for a protein of 196 amino acids. The record is from RefSeq and is a predicted model, not a curated record. NCBI's taxonomy places the organism in Eukaryota, Metazoa, Arthropoda, Insecta, Diptera, Drosophilidae.
UGAUACUAAGCGUUUGGUUUACGCCUGUGGUUGCAUAGGCUACAAAACGAAAGUCAAUUUUAAUUAUUUGUUUAUUUAUAGACGAGACCUAAUGAGUUUUUAUUUAUGGCAGCAGUCGUAGUUGUUGUUAUUUCAAUGACAAUGUCCCGUGUGCUUUUCAUCUGUCCCUCGCGAAUAUCGUUUGCGCUUUUCAAAAGUCUGAAAGCCAUUUCAAGGCUGAAUCUCGCCUGGAAGUGGCAGUUCACUGUGCCACCGAACAGGAUGUGGACAGGAUGCCAUCAUGCAUGUCAUAUGUGGGGAAGGUCCUAAAGCUUAGGAAACAAUUGUCCUAGUCUGUACAAUUGUUGUCGGCUAUCUGUAUUGUUCGGAAAAAAAUGGAUAAAUUAUGCAAAUAUUGUGUUCAGAUCUCGGGGUAAACAUAUGACGCAGGUCAUAUUGCAGCUCAUGCAAUUCGUCCCAUAUGUUUGCAUGGAGACAGGGAAAUCUGAGAUCAGACAAGAAUGCGAAAUGCAUUCGCCUUCUAGACUCAAACACAAGCAAUUGGAGAGCAUGAGAAUCAUAUUAGCUGUAUUAAUUACUCUGCAUUAUUCCGUAAAUAGCUUUGCGGGAACAAUUCUAGACGCUGUUUCCGCUGCUAAUGUGGAAAGACUGAUGUGUGCCGAGUGCUCUGCAUGUACACAUAUAUGUAUGUAUAAUGUCAGCUACAACAGCAAUCAAAGGGUAGUUAAUUAAAAUGAAUAUGAAAUUGCACUUGUGAUUCACAAGCUGUGAUUAAAUUGCGGUAUGUGUUCAUUUCACUUGUUGUGGAUAUGUAGCAAAUCAUGAUAUCAUGCAAAAUAGUUACGAUAUGUAAGCAAUAUUUCAUAUUUUCCUUAAUUUCGAUGCAAAAAACAAAAUUUUUAACAGAGCGAGGGCUUGAGAAAGAGUUUACCAUUCCUGGUUUUGGCAUUGUAUAUGAUUCUAUAUUUAGGAACAUAUGGCAACAAGAACAAUCGUAAUGCCUAUUUCGCUUAAAAAUUGUGACGCUAUUGCCUAAAACCUUUACGUAUUUUGCUUAUACCAGAUUAAAGAGAAUGAUUGUGUUGUGUGUUGUGUACGUCAAUUUACAUUGACACUGGUUUCCUCGAAGCUCGUCAUGAUUAAAGUGAGCUUCUUGCCUUAAAUGUCGAUUUGAUAUAAUGUCGGACAAACAAAAUGGUUGUAACUUUGUCGCAUGUCGAGUGGAUUAAUGAUGGCGUACCAUGAUAGAAGGAAUAAUGAUGGCAGCUACUAUAAAAGGGUCCCAUUCCACAUUGUGACACUAUUGUUAUCAUGAAAACUCUGAUGGUUCUCAUACUUGGCUUUGCCAGUUCCUGGGCCGCGGACUACGAGCUGUUGCUCGAGGACCCUGAUAUCUUCUCACCCUGCACCGAACCGCCGCCCGGAUCGAUUGGAUUUCUCGAUGCCUUCGACAUUGGCAAUCUGGUGCUCGACCAGGACGCGGACAUCAUUCACCUGUCCGAGAGUAUCACCUCAAAUUGGGAUGUGGAGCCCACAGAUCGCAUAUCCGCCAGGUUUGCAUUAAUGCACUACAACCGCGGCAGCUGGGAACCGACUAUAUUUAGCAUGGCCACACCGGAUUUCUGCGCCUCAAUGUUUGAUGAGAAUCAGUCAUGGUUUAAGUACUGGACUAAACACAUUUCGAACCGCGAUGAAGUGAUGGAAAAAUGCUUUAAAACACCUGGUACCGUUCUGAAUCACAAUCCAUUCGAUCUGCAGCUGCGUCUAACGGACAUCCGUGGCGCCACUCUAAGGGGUCGAUACAAAGCUGUGGUCACCUUUGAGGCUGUCGAUGAGAGGGACGUACCGCGCCGUAAUUCUAUUUGCUUCGAAAUCAGGGGAGAAGCCGAAAAGAUAAAUUAAUAUCUUAAUAGUUCAAUCUGUUCAAGGAGCGGCAUUAAUAAUCUAACAAGCAAUAUAAACGCAGGAUCUACAUGUUUCGAAAAUAAAAUAUAUUAAAUAUCUGCCUAACUAAGCUAAA